AUGGCCGACGACCACCUAGACGACUCCGACAACGAGGACCUUUUCGCAUCGCCAUCCAAAAAGCCCGCAAAGGAGCCCGAGCGGCCCAAGACCCCCUCCAACCCAACCAACCGCUAUGACGACUCAGAAGAUGUGCGCGAGGCAGCCUUGCGACGGGAGCUGGACGGCGUCCGGAACAUCAACGAGCUGAUCGAGGGCGUGGUCGGGACUCUGGAGCGGGCGAAGGGCAACAUGCAUACCGUCUCCAACACCGUAAACACCGCCUCGACUCUCCUCAACACCUGGACACGCAUCCUCUCGCAAACAGAGCACAACCAACGCCUGCUCCUGAACCCGACCUGGCAGGGCGCCAGCCAGGACCUCGCCGAGCUCGAGGCCGAGGCCGCGCAGAAACAGCAGGCGGCCGAGCGGCGCGCUGCCGACGACGAGCGACGGAGGGCCGAGUCACGGCGCCGCCACGAGGACGAGCAGCAGCGCCGGCGCGAGACGCCGGCCGGAUCGACGACGACGACGACGACUUCUGCGGCACCACCGACGCGGUCUGCGAGUACGAGGGCCGCGCGCGGGGUUAGGGGCACGAGGGCCUCGUCGAGGGCCCGGGCGGCGGCGUUGACGAGGGCGGCCCCGGCGAGGGCGGCGAGUACGGGGUCCGCUGCCGGACAGGAUACUACCUCGUCGAGUAUUGCGAGUGCUAGGGGCGCUUCCAAGAUCGGGAGGGGUGGUGGCUUCUUACGCAGCGGAUCGAGAGGGACACGGGGGUACUGA
Messenger RNA from Anthostomella pinea, 765 nucleotides. The record is from the annotation of a GenBank genome assembly. Lineage: Eukaryota; Fungi; Ascomycota; Sordariomycetes; Xylariales; Xylariaceae.